AUGCCAGUUAUAAUUCUGGAUUCCAACAAAUGGAGUAUCUUUAGUUUGUUAGACUCUCAGUUGAUUCAAUCUAUCAAACUAGCAUGUGUAUUUGGAAGCUCUGCUAACGAAGCUAUCUUUGUGACCACUGAUGAUGAAGUCUUUGCUAUUGGCACAAACUGCAGUGGAUGUCUUGGACUAGGUGACGUGCAAAGCACAUUACAGCCAAAAAGGAUAGAGCAGCUAUGUGGUAAAAACGUCUGUGAUAUCGCUUAUGGUAGUGGACCUCAUGUAGUUGCUGUAACUGAAGCUGGGGAAGUCUAUAGUUGGGGACAUAACAGUUAUAGUCAACUUGGCAAUGGUAAUACAAAUCAAGGAUUAUUACCAGCGCAGAUUUCAGUUAGUUUAUUGGGACGUAAAGUAAAACAAGUAUCAUGUGGUAGUCAUCACACGCUGGUGUUGACUGGCGAUGGUGAGGUAUACGCAUGGGGUUACAAUAACUGUGGUCAAGUUGGUUCAGGGUCAACUACUAAUCAAGCAUCACCAAGGAAAGUGGUGGCAUGUCUAGGAAAUAAGAAAGUGUUCUCCAUAGCGUGUGGUCAGACAUCAUCUAUGGCUCUGUCUGAGAAUGGUGAGGUAUAUGGUUGGGGUUAUAAUGGUAAUGGACAGUUAGGCAUUGGUAAUAAUGUUAACCAGCCUAAUCCCUGUCGUGUUACUAGUUUACAAGGUAUUGUGGUGGCUAAGCUUGGCACUGGUAAUAAAGCUAAUUUAGUAACAGCUACAAAGAUAGCCAAUGAGAAACCAAGAUUUGUUGACAUUGCAGCCACUCAUUAUAACCAUGUGUCCGCCUCAAUGACACAGACAGGAAUUGUAUUUAUGUGGGGACAGUGUCGUGGUCAGUCAAUAACUACACCAACAGAAACUCAGUUUUCCUCAGUAUCAGAAGUAUUUGCUUGUUUUGCUUCACCGUCUGUUACAUAUUGUCCUUUAUUAAUAGAGAGACCAAUUAUGUUCAAGACUGUAUCAGAAAGUUUUCAGGAUUCAUUUGAUGAUGCAGAAACUAGCGAUUUAAAGUUUAUCAUUGAAGAGAAAACUGUCCAUGUACACAGAUCAGUUUUAAAGAUAAGAUGUGAACAUUUUCGCUCUAUGUUUCAAACGCACUGGGAUGAACAUGAAAAAGAUGUGAUUGAAGUGACUCAGUUCAGUUAUCCAGUUUACUGUUCUUUUCUGAAGUAUCUCUACACGGAUAAUGUGGAUCUGCCACCAGAAGAUGCAAUAGGUUUAUUAGAUCUAGCUAAUAGUUACUGUGAAGAUCAUCUCAAGAGACUUUGUGAAGGUAUUAUAAAACAAGGAAUUACAGUUGAUAAUGCUGCCAUGUUAUUAGCUGCUGCUAUUAAAUAUGAGGCCAAGGAUUUAGAAGAGUUCUGUUUCCAGUUUGCGAUGAAUCACAUGACUGCCGUAACACAGACAGAUGCGUUUGCCAAGUUAGACGAAUACACGUUGAAAAACUUCAUCACCAAAGCCGCUGUGUGUGGUGCUUUCAAAUCUUGA
Molecule: messenger RNA, 1530 nt
Organism: Saccoglossus kowalevskii
Lineage: Eukaryota; Metazoa; Hemichordata; Enteropneusta; Harrimaniidae
Product: RCC1 and BTB domain-containing protein 1-like
Molecular function (GO): protein binding
Source: RefSeq, a predicted model, not a curated record